Aureobasidium pullulans EXF-150 is the source of this 2175-nucleotide messenger RNA. RefSeq lists its product as uncharacterized. Bases 329 to 1960 code for a protein of 543 amino acids. Lineage: Eukaryota; Fungi; Ascomycota; Dothideomycetes; Dothideales; Saccotheciaceae. The record is from RefSeq and is a predicted model, not a curated record. The transcript has a single exon.
UCAAGCUCCCUAUAAACGAUUUGUUUCAUCCAGCUCAAACCGUGGACUGGUUUUCGUCGAUCGUCAGCACGAUUUGUUUGCAGAAGUUCCUUCAAUUUUUUACGUGUAUUUACUGCAUACUUUUGUUUGGUUCAUUGCCGCAACAUCUCACUUGUUGAAUAACCUUGAUCACCAGCUCUUCAGCGACUGCUUGCGUACACAUUUGUUUACCAGCCAAACGUUCCUUUCGGAGCAACAUCGCAAUUGUCUCAUCGCGACGUCUGAUACCAAGGUUUGUCUUGAUACCGAUCCGCCCAGAAGCAGUCCCUGACGAUCAAUCCAGACAAUCAUGGAGUCUUCCAGUGCCGCCCAAGUAGACAGUCGCAACAAAAUCCAGACAAGAGAGUCGCCGCUCAAGUACGUGAUAAAUCCUGACACUAUACGAGUUUCCGAGGCAGACUCUAUAGAGGUCAAAGAGCUCGUUCGUACACGAUUCGACAACCUUUGUAAAGAAGCCGGCUGGACGCCCACAAACGCCAUCAGGAAUGAACUCGAGCUGCUUGCCAAAGUCGAUGCAGAGUGGAGGAAACGUCGCUGCGAAACAGCACUUUUCGCAUUCGUACAGCACCUUGACUUAGUUUGGGAUGAUGGUUAUGUGUUGCUAGGCCGCAAGAAGUUUGAAGAUGGUGUCUUCGCUGUGGGAUAUCGUCCGCUGUAUGAAGAAAAGGCACGCAAGAUCGUGUUUUGCUACGGCCCCGAACAUACAGCAUUCAGGCCAGUGGGAACUGCUGAAAGAGUGGACGAAGACAAAAUCUGGCCACCUUUCACCAGACUCUUCGACUUUGCCAAUCUUAUCAGAGAGGAUCAGAAUACGUACCUAAUCGGUGUGUACGAGAUUCUGUCCAACUUCAAGUCGAUGCGCCGGGCUCUUGAUCCUGAUAAUCCCGGUAUCGCUCUCUCAAGCUCCGAGCCGCCAGAACUUCCCUUCCUGCCCGGUUCCAAGUGGUUGCGAGAGCAGCGGUCUCUCCAUCGGCAUAGCAUCCCAUCGCGACGCUCUGAGACCGAGCUUCGUGAUCGGCUACUAGCCCAGUCACAGGACUCGACGAAUGGGCGCAUAUCCAUCGACGACGAGAAGAGGCACCAGGUGACACCCUCAGCCUGCGCCCUCGAAAGCGAUAUUCGCCACAGCGCACUCAAACAAGGACACAAACGGAAGCGGAGUGAUACGAGUGACAGCGAUGGCUCGACACGCAAGAACAGGAUCUCUAGCCAGAACACUGUGUCUAGAUCGCAACAGUCUUCCGUGGAUCCCCUGGAUGGCACUCAGGAGCGACCCGAGGUCUCAUUGGAGAGCACCUCGGCUCACGAAGCCUCAAGAACCGUUAUGGCUCAUCUGAUGCAACACAUUGAACUCUCGUGUUCUGUCGCCGAAACUGAUAAUACACCCCGGGUGCGUAUCACUGCCACUCUACCCAAAGCUCUUUUCCAAGCGCCAACUCUCAAGCUCUCUGCGAUGGAAUCGAUCAACACUGCACCGGUAGGCCGUAGUCGCGAGCGCGUUAUCCGCGCUUUAGAAAAAAUUGCUAUUGGUAGUCUCAGCAAGCAUUUCGUGGGUCGUCCGACCAUCGCGCCUCACCAUGAGACUUCACUACCGGCCCCAAUUGCAAGGAUGGAACCCAUAUUCCACGAAACGUCCAGUAAGAUCUCAAUGGAUCAAGCGAGACAGCUUCUUCGCAGAGCGAGAAUCAAGCUCGUGUCGUCCGGGAAUGAAGACGAGAGAGGGCUGCAGAUGUUCGAGUUCGAUGUCUCUUACCCAGAAGCCUCGCUCGAAGCCACUGUCGAGCUGACUCUGCUGAAGUUCAGUCCCAUCCUCUCGAUCGAGACUGUGCCUAUCGUCAUCACCAAGACACAAGCUCUGAAGCGCCUUCUGGAGUAUGCGCAGGAGGACGAGGUGGCUCAGCUAUUGCACAUCGUGAUAUAAAUCAAGAAUCGACCUGAAGUCCGGUGUCAACGAGUGAGGAGGCAAGGGCUGGGUCGUGGAAGUCGGACAACGGAUGAUAAGGUGUUCCAGAGGUCGGAGGUGAUUCGAGUAUCAUCUACCCCUGUUGUACUGUACUAUCGCACUUAACAAAGUCACGAAUGCUAGGGCAGCCAAAAGCAUUGAACAAUGGAAGGAACGAAGGUCGUUGUUUCAAA